ACCGGCACUCCCUAGGAAUGCCACUUAGACCAUGAAGGUCGGCGGUCACAAGAGAUCUUCUAGUUAGUCACGCCUAAUGUCUCGUCUCUUCCGUGUUCCAAGCUGGUCCUGGUCGACCGUUUUGCUGUAUUCGUGCUUCUAGUCUGCGAAUGCGAUGCUGUCAGCUUAGCUUCCCGUGCCUCAGCCUUGCCAAGACUGGUCCUCGAUUCCAGACCAGUGGUUCGGGGCUCCCGAACCUCCAGUCGCAGGCUCGGCUCGCGACUGUCCCUCAUUCCACGUGUCAGUAUCUCGCUACUGAUGUCGCGACCCAAGCACACUUUCUAGAUCAAACGAAUCAGGCUCUCUAUCAGGCUUCCUGCCUUUUCUCUCGGUCAAGAAUCGCCUUUCCCCCCCCAUAAAUUCGGCAUCCCCGUGGGGGGAAUAGGCACCACGGAUAAGCACCAGUACGCGCGUGAUUCACGCUGACGAAUCGGCACCCUCACCCUCACCUAUUCGCUCGCCAUCAUCCCGGCUAUGGCGGUGGGAUCGCGGGGACGGCCUCGUCCCGCGAGCACCGGUCGGCUGUCGGGAGCCGUGCUCGUGCUCAUGAGCUGCCUCGCCACGCUCUACACUGGCGGAAGGCUAUGGCGAGACGUGCAGGUGCAGAAGAAGCUGCUGCAGGAGUCGAAAGACCUGGGAGCUGGAGGACAGUCGAAACAAGAUAAGAGCGCCAGGCCUCUUUCGGUUGAAGACAGCAUACUGACGCUCAAGCUCAGGGAGCUAGAGAAGCGCCACGCCAUGCUGCAGGUGCAGAUGGCGGAGGCCAAGACACGUGGCUUCAUCUCAGCCGUCGGAUCAGCAGCCUCGGACACCUCUGGAAGCGGAUCAGGAGGAGGAGGGGGAGGGGCGGACGCGGCAGGGCAUGCAGGGGCGGGAGCGGUUGCUGGUGGCCGUGCUGGUGAGCACGGCGUUUGGCAACAGGCUCAGGCGAGAGGCCAUCCGCAGCACCUGGAUGCCCACUGGCCCGGCUCUAAAGAAGUUACAGGACGAGAUGGGGGUGGUGCUGCGCUUUGCAGUGGGCCACAGGACGAGUACGAGGAGGUGGAGAAGAGUGGGGGGCGCAAGGUGAAGCACCUGUUUGAAUACGCGGUGAAGCACUGGGACGCCGACUUCUACUUCAAAGUCAACGACGACGUCUACCUCAGCACCAUGCAGCUGGUGUCGUUCCUGCAGCGCCUCAAGGACCGCCCGGGCUCUACAUGGGGUGCUUCAAGUCCGGGGUCGUCGUCACAGAGCCCAAUCAGCAGUGGUUUGAGCCAGAGUGGGCACGUUUUGGCGAUGGAAAACAGUACUUCCAGCAUGCAGCAGCGCCGGUCUAUGGCCUCUCUCGUGACCUCGCCCUUUUCCUUGCCUUCAACGGCCCGCUGCUGCACGAGUACUCCAAUGAGGACAUCUCAGUGGGGUCGUGGAUGCUCGGGCUGACCGCCACCCACCACAACGACCACCGCUCUGCACUCUCACACAUGCUCCCUUUUCACAUGCUUGCAACUUGUCCCAGUUUUCCUAGUUGUAAUGUGGUUGCAUGUGAGGAAACCAAGCAGACACAUCUUCAGACACAUUUUUUCCCAUAUCUUCUGGUACAUUUUCGGAGAUAUCUUCAGACACCGUCCUCGUUGCAGAGUUCUCAACCGACUGCCCUUACCCUAUCGCCUCCCUUGCCCACCCUGCUUUCCCAAUGCUCUCUUGGGCAUCUGCUUGUGUAGAGGACUGUGGGCGGAGGAGGGAGGAGAACAAGGGUUGUGUGGCAGUGUCUGAUUGGCGCUGUGGGGGGCUGUGUGAGGCAGUGAAGCGGAUGAACGAGGUGCACCACCAGUGUGCCUGACUGAGGUACACUACAAGAGCCAGCACUAGUCUUGAGCUGAUUCUCAGUAUAAGCAGCUUGUGUGUGAAUCUAUAGCAGUGCAGGAUAGAUUUGACAUGAACAGUAAGCUCAGCUCAAAUUCUGUUGGUAGCUCAUCGGUGAUUAUUCCAUACCCAUGGCAUCUGACAAGAUUCA
This is a messenger RNA of Closterium sp. NIES-67, 2035 nucleotides long. NCBI's taxonomy places the organism in Eukaryota, Viridiplantae, Streptophyta, Zygnematophyceae, Desmidiales, Closteriaceae. The record is from the annotation of a GenBank genome assembly.